This is a messenger RNA of Fonsecaea pedrosoi CBS 271.37, 1017 nucleotides long. RefSeq lists its product as uncharacterized. NCBI's taxonomy places the organism in Eukaryota, Fungi, Ascomycota, Eurotiomycetes, Chaetothyriales, Herpotrichiellaceae. The transcript has 2 exons. Bases 1 to 1017 code for a protein of 338 amino acids. The record is from RefSeq and is a predicted model, not a curated record. Gene Ontology annotation, molecular function: hydrolase activity.
AUGGUCGCCGAACUACACCAACCACCUUACCCUCUUCAUCCCAGCGUCAAGGACAGACUGCACCCCGAAUACGUCGCCUUCUACAACAAAUACAUCCUAAAUGCACAACAGGUCCACCACCUCCCCAUCUCGGUGGCUCGAGGAUCUCGGACCGUACCUCCCAGCCACAGCAAGCCCCUCCCCGUGGGCAGAGUGCAGGACGUUUCCAUAUCGCGACAGGAGACCCCUGGGCCCGACGUCCUCAUCAGGUGCUUCACCCCACCAGGGAAAGCCCCUCGAUCGGGCUGGCCACUGGUGCUAUAUUACCAUGGCGGAGGGUGGGUAUUCGGGGAUAUCGACACCGAAAACACCGUGUGCACCAACAUUUGUGUCCGAGCUCGGGCGGUGGUCAUCACCACUGACUAUAGGCUCGCCCCCGAGGAACCCUGGCCGGCAGCUAUUCAUGACUCAUGGGAGGUCUUUCUUUGGUCGACAUCGCAAGGUGAGAGUCGGCUCGACUUGGACCUGAACAAGGUCGCCAUCACGGGCGCGUCGGCUGGCGCCAACAUUGCGGCCGUCAUUGCCCAGAAGGCUGCGCUGCGGGCACCACCGGGAGUCUCGAUCCGGUCGCAGGUGCUGGUGGUGCCUGUGACGGACAACACGGCGACGCCUUACUCAAGCCCGAGCUGGAAGGAGUAUGAGUUCACGGCGCAUCUCCCCGCCAAGAAGAUGCUCUGGUACCGACACCACUACCUCCCCAACCAGGCUGACUGGUCGCACCUCGAGGCCUCACCGCUGCUAGCCCCGGACGACGUCUUUGCGCUCCUGCCCCGCUCAUACAUUAUCGUCGGGGAACUCGACGUGCUCAGGCACGACGGGGAGGAGUACGCCCGACGACUCCGCGCCAACGGCGUCGACGCCCAAGUCACUGUGAUGGAGGGCAUGCCGCACCCCUUCUUGGCCAUGGAUGCCGUUCUGGAGGCCGGCAGAACGGCCAUCACGAAUAUAUGCGAGGAGCUGCGAAAGGUAUUUGCUUGA